Messenger RNA from Macroventuria anomochaeta, 1625 nucleotides. RefSeq names its product FAD/NAD(P)-binding domain-containing protein. The transcript has 2 exons. The record is from RefSeq and is a predicted model, not a curated record. NCBI's taxonomy places the organism in Eukaryota, Fungi, Ascomycota, Dothideomycetes, Pleosporales, Didymellaceae. The coding region runs from base 106 to 1473 and encodes 455 amino acids.
GUCUUAGACAGAUUGGGGCAAAAAUUCUGACCGUUUCACAUAUACGCAACAUGGAAGAGAAGACUGUUCCUCCUGCAAUCGUGCCUGCGGUUGACCGAUCGUGAUAUGGUGUCAAACGCACCUGAGGUACGCUCCGAGGGCUUCCCUCAUGCGACGAAAACAAAACUCGACAUUGUUAUUAUUGGAGCAUCACUGGGAGGUCUUGCGACCGCUCUUGCCCUCAAGCGUCUUCCAACGACACAUGCCCAUACGCUCACCCUACUGGAGCGCAGCCCCAACCCGGUCCUCGACAACCAGGGAGCUGGCAUUGUUGCAGGAGGAGACACGCUCGCAUUCUUCAAGAGAUAUGACAGAUGUGACCGCGAACUCGCCGUGUCCAGCGUGCGCAGGCAGUACCUGGACAAAAAUGGCGAGAUCGUGCACAAAGAGGACAUGAAGCAAAAUAUGACGAGCUGGGACCUGGCGUACUAUGUGCUCCGCGCGAAUGUCGAUGGCUUGAAGAGCAGGUAUUGCGAGGUGCCAAACACCGUCGACGGCAGUGCCGAAGUCAAGCACUUGCAUGGGUACAAAGUCACAGGCUUGUGGGAACAGGAGGAGAAAGGGGGCAAACUUGUUGUCCAAUACGAAACCAGCGACAACAAGAAGGGCUCUGUCGAAGCAGACCUCGUCAUCGGCGCCGACGGCCCCAGCUCCACGAUUCGCUCUAUCUUUGCUCCCGACGUGGAGAGGAAAUACGCCGGAUAUGUCGCUCUUCGUGGAACCGUCCGCGAAGAUCGCGUGAGUUCAAGGACCCUGGAGGCGUUCAGUGGGCGCUUCACAUUCUUCCAUUGCCCCGGUAUCCAGAUCCUAGCGUACCUCAUCCCUGGCGAGAACGGAACCCUGGAGCCUGGGAAACGAUUCAUCAAUUUCGUGUACUACAAGAACACCAAGCCUCAGAGCCUGGCAGACAAGUCAGCCGAGUUCCGCGAACUCAUGACUGAUGUGAACGGCAAAUACCACCGCUUCAUGCUGCCACCGGGCAAAAUCAGUCCCAAGGCAUGGGAGAAGCAGUGCGAUAUUGCACGCGAAAUGCUUCCGCCUCAGUUCGCAGAGCUUGUCUGCUCAACAGACAAACCCUUCGUACAGGCUGUAACCGACAUCAUAUCGCCGACCAACGAAUUCCUCGACGGGCGUGUCAUCUUGAUUGGUGAUGCACUUGCGGGCUUCCGUCCACAUACCGCUGCCAGUACGAGCCAAGCUUGCUUUGAUGCCAUGAUCCUUGCGGACAUGAUUGAGGGCAAAGUCGAAAGACUCGACUGGAAGAGGCAGACGUUGGGUUUUGCCAGGACAAUUCAGGCUCGAGGCGUAAGUAUGGGGGAGAGAAGUCAGCACGAAGACUUGCCCCUGAGCGAGCACAUCCAGGAUCGAAACCUUGCGAGCAGACCGAGGCAGGAUGAUAUCUGGCCUCACUGGGCAAUCGCGGAUCUUGAUUGAUGAGUUUACGAUGAAAUGAAUCCGGAUGCUGUUUUGAUUGGCGAGCAUAGAUUCUUGCGGUGUAUAUAACCUAUCGGACCCGAGGAUCAGGAAGGUCGGCCUUUUUGUAUUGCUGCGGGGCUGCGACAUAGAUAAAGGUUGUUGUAAUGGUC